Messenger RNA from Oncorhynchus gorbuscha (pink salmon), 3865 nucleotides. It is a transcript of the gene dnajc11a, whose product is annotated as DnaJ (Hsp40) homolog, subfamily C, member 11a. NCBI's taxonomy places the organism in Eukaryota, Metazoa, Chordata, Actinopteri, Salmoniformes, Salmonidae. Gene Ontology annotation, biological process: cristae formation. The record is from RefSeq and is a predicted model, not a curated record. Bases 484 to 2049 code for a protein of 521 amino acids. The transcript has 16 exons.
UUUAAAAUGAUCGGUUCAAGGACACCUGGUGUAUUAGAAUCAAUUAUUAGUACCAUGCUUGUCUUCGAAUGUUGUAUUUACGUAAAUAUUGCCAUUUGUUCAUUUACUAUAAUGGGGAUCCUGUUUUCUAUAAACAAUGCCUGCAGUAUCGCGGUAAGCCUUGAAUUUCCGUGGCUUCAAUGAAAGAGGGCAGUCGUUCUCCCCUUGGCUAACGGGUGUAAAAUGGCAAGCUAGUUAGCAGUGCACGCUAUUGGCGUUUCAUUCGGUGAUGUCAUUCCCUCUGAGACCUUGAAGUAGUUGUCUCCCUUGCUCUGUGAGGGCUGCGGCUUUUGUGGAGCGAUACUUAACAAAGUUUCCUGGGUGAAACGUCGUGUUCAGAGGGGUCCCUGGUUCGAGCCCAGGUUAGGGCAAGGAGGGAGCGGGAGCAAGACUGUUACACAUGCAUCACAGGAGGAACUGAAGGGGUCAUACAGGCGACUGUGCAUGCUCUACCACCCAGACAAGCACAGAGACCCUGAAUUGAAAAGGCAGGCGGAACAGCUCUUUAACCUAGUGCAUCAAGCUUAUGAAGUCCUUAGUGACCCACAGUCACGAGCUAUCUAUGACAUCUAUGGCAAGAGAGGACUGGAUGUUGAAGGAUGGGAGGUGGUGGAGAGAAAAAGAUCACCAGUAGAGAUCCGAGAGGAGUUUGAACGUCUGCAGAGAGAGAGGGAGGAGAGACGGCUACAGCAGAGGACCAAUCCCAAGGGGAUGAUCAGUGUGGGUGUAGAUGCCACAGACCUCUUUGAUCGCUAUGAGGAGGAUUACGAGGAUGUGCCUGGAGGGGGCUUCCCACAUGUUGAGAUCAACAAGAUGCACAUAUCACAAUCCAUAGAGGCCCCCCUCACCACCUCAGACACAGCUGUUCUCUCUGGCUCCCUCUCAACCCACAAUGGAAACGGAGGAGGAAACAUUAACGUGGCACUGCGGAGAGUCACCUCUGCUAAGGGCUGGGGGGAGGUGGAGUUUGGGGCAGGAGACACACACGGGCCCCUCUUAGGUAUGAAGAUAUUCCGCAACCUCACAGCUCGCUGCUUUGUGACUGCUCAGUGUGGACUCCAUUUCUCGUCCCGGGGCGUGCGGCCUGGUUGCACCACGAUGCUGGCUCGGCACCUGGACAAGAACACCAUGGGCUACCUGCAGUGGCGCUGGGGAACCCAGUCCUCCAUGAACACCAGCAUCGUCAGGGACACGAAGACCAGCCACUUCACCUUGGCCAUGCAGCUUGGGAUCCCUCACUCCUUCAUGAUGAUGAGCUACCAGUACAAGUUCCAGGAUGAUGACCAGACCAAAGUCAAGGGCUCAAUCAAAGCUGGCUUUUUUGGGACGGUGGUGGAGUAUGGUGCAGAGAGAAAGAUCAGUCGGCACAGUGUCUUGGGGGCGACUGUCAGUGUAGGAGUACCUCAGGGCGUCUCCCUCAAGAUAAAGCUGAACCGAGCCAGCCAGACAUAUUUCUUCCCCAUCCAUCUGACUGACCAGCUCCUGCCCAGUGCAGUGUUCUACGCCACGGUUGGACCACUCGUCUUCUACCUCGCUAUUCAGAGACUCGUCAUCAGGCCCUACGUGCGUGCCCAGAAGGAACAGGACCUGGAGAAGCACCGGGAGAGUUCAGCCUCGGACAUUGCUAGGAAGAGGCAGGAGGCAGAGUCUGCUGUUUUGCUAAUGCAGGAAUCUGUGCGCAGGAUCAUUGAAACUGAGGAAUCUAAAAUGGGUCUCAUCAUCCUCAACGCCUGGUACGGCAAGUUUGUGACGGACAACAAUCAGAAGCAUGAGAGGGCAAAGGUCAUCGAUGUGACUGUUCCGCUGCAGUGCCUGGUGAAGGACUCCAAACUCAUCCUCACAGAGGCCACAAAGUCAGGACUACCUGGGUUCUAUGACCCCUGUGUGGGGGAGGAGAAGAGUCUGAAGUUACUGUAUCAAUUCCAGGGAGUCAUGCAUCAAGUCCUCUCUCCUGAAGGGGAAGCACUCAGGAUACCAAAACAAUCUCACAGGAUUGAUGCCGACACAUAGGAACCUAUUUUCUGGACCGAAUGGGACAUUACACAACGUUAAACUGAUAGUUUGACAAUGGAUGGACAGACUUGUAAUUAUAGAGACACCAACUUACUCCUUGUGUCCUAAAAAAGUCCUGCAUAUCCCCUCUUUAUUGUUGUCCAUAGGAGGAGAAAUGGCAGAAAAGUACUCAACAGGGGGUUGCCCUAUUGAAUGAAAAUCAGUCUAAAGUCACUUAAAAUGGAAUGGUCGUAAUCUCAAAGUUCUCCCCUUUCAGGUAUGGCUCGUAAUGGAUGACUUAGUACUGUAUGGACACUGCAGUGCCUAUGUGACCCUCUUGAAUGUAUUAAUGCACUUCUAUAUAUUUGCCAUAUUAUUAAAAUCUCUUCCAAGCUGCAAAAGCCCAGUUUGGAAAUUGAGCUGGAAACAAUAUUUUUUUCACACAAUUGUUUUGUACAACAAACUAUUAGUCAAAAUUUUAACCCGAAGUUGAUUGGAAGUGUACCCCACCUUCUGUAUGGUUUGAACUGUCAGAUCAAUGUAUCUACUGACAUGAUUGCCCAAUAAGACUAUGUCAUCUGGGUGUUCCUGUGCCUGACAGGUCAGUGAAUAGUACAAGGCUGACCUGACUCUGAUAACAUGACAUACUGUACUUAAAGUACAGAAAAAAACAGGCAUGAGAUCUAGGCCUAUAUUCAGUUAUGUAACUUGAGUGGUUUAUUGACAUGUAUAUCUAAUGCAUUUACACUUUAGUUCUAGGGAAUGUAUUAGAAAACGUAUGUGUUCAUGAAAUUGUAUUUUUGAAAUAUAUAUAUAUAUAUAUAUAUAGAAAAAAAAACAUUCAGGUCAUGUUUGUAAAGGCCUACAUGCGCAAAUGUCAAUGGAAUCUUUUUCAACUUCAUUUGUAUUUUAAUUCAGGAAUAAAAACUCAGUCCAGGAAGGUCCCUUUAAACUUGUGGGAAAAGUAUACUAUUAUUAUCCAAAUAAUGUUUUGUAGAUGUCAGCAAGAUGGAUAGGGCUGCAAAGCUUUCCAAAAUAAAUAUUUUUCACUAAUUGACCAAGAGGAAAUUGGAAAAAGUCUGUCUUCAAGACUGUUUUCAGAAGAGGAUCAGCAAAUUAAUUAAACUCCUUGUGUUCCAUUACAAAAUAGCUUUCCAAUAAAACCAAUGUCAAUUAAUGGGUCGGCUGAUAUCAUUCACAGCUAUCCUCUGUACACUUAGCCAUAUAGAUACUUUACCAGCAGCCCUGGACAGAUUCGUCCAGCUGCGUAGACUUGACAACUCGGUGUGUGCUGCCUUCAAUUUGAACCUCAUCUUGUUGAUCAGCUGGCUCUUCAUUUGUAACCUGUUGAGCCAUUUGUUGGUAUCCAAGGUUUUGAAUAGCUGGGCCUUCACUGCACAUGGGCCGGACAGCGAGUAACUGAUCGGAGAUGACGACAUGCUAAAUAAAGAAAAUCAGUUAUGACUGAAUCAUUUCAGGUGUUUAGAUUCAAUGUGAUACUGCAGAAAUGUCUGUAACAACCCUAUGGCUCAGUCUCAAACCAUACAGAAUACAAUGUUGCACAAGACUCACAUAUAAGUUGAGUAUUAGAAGACUGACUGGGUAGGGUAAAGACUAGCUAAGAAUGCUCAACUUCAAGAUAUACAUAAUAUCACAUCUCAAUGGAGUUGAGUGGCAAUUAGUUUUGGCCAAUGAUGUGUAUUAACCCUGGAUUGCUGAUGCUUGGCCAUUGAGUGGCUUUGAAUCCACCGGUCAGUCAAAUUGGCACUCCCCAGUAUGAACAGUCCUCCAUAGGAAUUACUGGAAUUUCAAUUAAAUGUUACAAGUAUUGUUU